This is a messenger RNA of Micromonas pusilla CCMP1545, 5223 nucleotides long. RefSeq lists its product as uncharacterized. The annotation marks the transcript as partial. The transcript has 3 exons. Gene Ontology annotation, molecular function: ATP hydrolysis activity; ATP binding; nucleic acid binding. The record is from RefSeq and is a predicted model, not a curated record. Lineage: Eukaryota; Viridiplantae; Chlorophyta; Mamiellophyceae; Mamiellales; Mamiellaceae.
UCAGGCGGACGCAAGGCGCUGCCCGCGGGGACGACGCGUAAGGUCCACAAAGGGUACGAGGAAGUAGCCGUCCCCGCGGCGAAGGUCGCACCCGUGGGGGAUGCCGAGCGGUUCGUCGCGAUCGAGGAGCUCGACGACUGGGCGCAGCUCGCGUUCGCGGGGAUGACGUCGCUGAACCGGAUUCAGAGCAAAAUUUACCCCGCGGCGUUUCGCUCGAACGAGAACCUCCUCGUGUGCGCGCCCACGGGCGCGGGGAAGACGAACAUCGCGAUGUUGACCGUCCUACACGAGAUCGGCGCGCACUUCGACGAUGACGGGGAGUGGAACGGGGACGACUUUAAGAUUGUGUACGUCGCGCCGAUGAAGGCGCUCGCCGCGGAGGUCACGAACGCGUUUUCGCGCAGACUCGCCCCGCUCGGGAUAACGGUGAGGGAGCUCACCGGGGACACGCAACUCACGAAGAAAGAGCUCGAGGAGACGACGAUGAUCGUCACGACCCCGGAGAAGUGGGACGUCAUCACGCGCAAGGGCGGGGAAGUUUCCGUCGCGUCCACGUUGGGCCUCCUGAUCAUCGACGAGGUGCACCUUUUGAACGACGAACGCGGUCCGGUGAUCGAGACCCUCGUCGCGCGGACGCACCGGCAAGUCGAGACGACGCAGUCGAUGAUCCGAAUCGUCGGUCUGUCCGCGACGUUGCCGAACCCAAUGGACGUCGCGAAGUUCCUGGGCGUCUCCGACGCGGGGUUGUUCGUGUUCGAUCAGAGCUACCGACCGAUUCCGCUGACGCAGGUGUUCGUCGGCGUGACGGAGGGAAACGCGAUGAAACGUCUCAACUUGAUGGCGGAGAUCGCGUACGAUAAGUGCGCGGGCGCGCUGAAGAGCGGGAAGCAAGCGAUGGUGUUCGUGCACAGCCGAAAGGACACGGUGAAGACCGCGCGUCAGCUCGCGGAGCUCGCCGCGAACGCGGAGGGCGGCGUCGAGUUGUUUGGCUGCGCGGAGGACGACGAGGGCAAAAAAAGGUUCAAGACGGAGAUCGACCGCAGUCGGAACAACGAGCUCAAGGAGCUGGUCGGGAAGGGCUUCGGGUGCCACAACGCCGGGAUGCUGAGGUCGGAUCGAACCCUCGUGGAGAAGCUCUUCGCCGCGGGGGUCGUGAAAGUCCUCGUCUGCACCGCGACGCUGGCGUGGGGGGUCAACCUGCCCGCGCACACCGUGGUCAUCAAAGGCACGCAGCUGUACGACCCGCAAAAAGGCGGGUUCAGGGACUUGGGCGUGCUCGACGUCCAGCAGAUCUUCGGAAGAGCGGGUAGACCAGGGUUCGACACCAGCGGCGAGGGCGUCAUCGUCACCGAGCACAAGAAACUCGCGCACUACCUGUCUCUGUUGACGCACUCCACGCCGAUCGAGUCGCAGUUUAUCUCGUGCCUCGCGGACAACCUCAACGCGGAAAUCGUCCUCGGGACGGUGACAAACGUGAAGGAAGGCGCGCAGUGGCUCGGGUACUCGUACUUACACACGAGGAUGGAGAAGAACCCGCUCGCGUACGGGAUCACGUGGGACGACGUCAAGCUCGACCCCGGGCUCGGGGAGCACCGGCGGAAGCUCGUCAAGGAAGCGGCGCGGACGUUGGACCGAGCGAAGAUGAUUCGAUUCGACGAGAGGAGCGGGCAAUUGUAUCAAACCGAAGCGGGAAGGAUCGCGUCGCAUUUUUACAUCAAGCAGACGUCCAUGGAGAUGUUCGACGAGCACUUGAAGCGCCACAUGAGCGUCCCGGAGGUGUUCCACAUGGUCUCGCACGCGGGAGAGUUCGAGAACAUCUCCCCGCGAGAGGACGAGAUGCCCGAGCUCGAGACGUUACGACGAGACAAAAAGAACGCGUGCCCGAUCGAAGUGAAAGCGACGCUCGCGGACAAGGCUGGGAAGGUUAACCUGCUUCUGCAAGUGUACAUCUCGCGCGCGCGCAUGGAAGCGUUCAGCUUGAUCGCGGACAGCUCGUACAUCUCGCAAAACGCGAGCCGCAUCUGCCGCGCGUUGUACGAGCUUUGCCUCAGACGCGGGUGGCCGUCGCUCGCGGAGACGCUCUUGACGCUGUUGAAGACGGUGGAUCUGCGGAUAUGGCCGCACCAGCACACGCUGCGGCAGUUCGAGACGACGCUGUCGCCGGACACGCUGUACCGGCUCGAGACGCGAGACGCGACCGUGGAGCGGCUGUGGGACAUGUCGCCGUCCGAAAUCGGGUCGUUGCUGCGCCUGAACACGGACGUCGGGAAGAAAGUUAAAGGAUGCCUCGAAGCGCUUCCUCACCUCGCGAUGGAAGCGAGCGUGCAGCCGAUCACGAGGUCGGUUUUGAGAGUGAGCGUGACGCUCACGCCGGACUUCAUAUGGCGAGACAGUCAGCACGGCGGCAUCCAACGAUGGCUCGUCUGGGUCGAAGACCCGGUGAACGAGCACAUCUAUCACACGGAGACGUUUAACCUGAGCAAGAAGCAGCACAAGGAAGGGAAGCAACACAUGGCGUUCACGAUCCCGAUAUUCGAACCGAUGCCGUCGCAGUAUUUCCUGCGCGCGACCUCCGAGAGCUGGCUCGGGUGCGAGACGUUCUUAGAACUGCGGUUCGACGGGUUAGUGCUUCCGCAGAAGCACCCGCCGCACACAGACUUACUCGACCUCACGCCUCUGCCUCGAAGCGCGUUGAACGACGAGAAGUACGAGUCGCUCUACGCGAAAAAGUUUACGCACUUCAACGCGAUCCAAACGCAGGCGUUCCACACGCUGUUCCACACAAACGUGAACGUCCUGUUAGGCGCGCCGACGGGUUCUGGGAAGACGAUAUCCGCCGAGCUCGCGAUGAUGCGGACGUUUCGAGACGAGCCGGGAGGUAAGGUCGUGUACAUCGCGCCUCUGAAAGCGCUUGUUCGCGAGCGCAUCGAGGACUGGCGGAAACACCUGUGCCCCGUGCUCGGAAAGCGACUCGUCGAGCUCACCGGGGAUUACACCCCGGACUUGCGCGCGCUUCUUAGCGCGGACAUCAUCGUCGCGACGCCGGAAAAGUGGGACGGAAUCUCUCGGAACUGUCAGUCUUCGCGCGCGUACGUCCAGAAAGUGUCCCUGGUCGUCAUCGACGAGAUUCACCUCCUCGGCGCGGACCGCGGGCCGAUCCUCGAGGUGAUCGUCUCGCGCAUGCGGUACAUCUCCGCGCGGACGAAGCAGCCUGUGAGGAUCGUCGGUCUGUCCACCGCGCUCGCGAACGCGCGCGAUUUAGGCGACUGGCUCGGGAUCGAAGACGAAGGCCUCUUCAACUUCCGUCCGUCCGUGCGGCCGGUGCCGCUUGAGUGCCACAUCCAAGGCUUCCCGGGUAAGUUUUACUGCCCGCGGAUGAUGACGAUGAACAAGCCGACGUACGCGGCGAUUCGCACGCACUCGCCGGAGAAACCGACGCUCGUGUUCGUGUCGUCGCGCCGACAGACGCGCCUCACCGCGAUGGAUUUGAUCGCGUACGCCGCCGCGGACGAGCGACCGGAGGGUUUCGUGCACAUGUCCGCGAACGAGCUCGCGGGCGUCGUUCGCAGGGCGAGAGAUCCCGCGCUGAAGCACUGUUUGCAGUUCGGCAUCGGCAUUCACCACGCCGGAUUAUCCCCGGAGGACAGGGCGAUUUGCGAGGAGCUCUUCGCGGAGUGUAAGAUUCAAGUGCUCGUGUGCACGUCCACGCUCGCGUGGGGGGUGAACCUGCCCGCGCACCUGUGCAUCAUCAAAGGCACGGAGUUUUACGACGGCAAGAGUCGAAGGUACGUCGACUUCCCGAUCACGGACGUGCUUCAGAUGAUGGGCAGAGCCGGGCGGCCGCAGUUCGACAAGAGCGGCUGUUGCGUCAUCAUGGUGCACGAGCCGAAGAAGGCGUUUUAUAAAAAGUUCCUGUACGAACCGUUCCCCGUGGAGUCGUCGCUGGCGGACAACCUCCCGGACCACUUCAACGCAGAGGUCGUCGCGGGGACGAUACGCUCGAAGCAAGACGCGGUGGACUACCUCACGUGGACGUAUUUUUUCCGUCGUCUGGUGCAGAACCCGUCGUAUUACGACUGCGAAGGCGUCGAGCACGCGGAACUCAACGCGUUCUUAUCGAGGCUCGUCGAGAACGCGCUCGUGAUGCUCGAAGACGCGCGGUGCGUCGAGAUCGGCGAGGACGACUCCGUGGCGCCGCUUCUGCUCGGUCGCAUCGCGUCGUAUUACUACCUCCAGCACCCGUCCGUGGCGUUGUUCGCGUCGAGCUUGAGCCACGCGAACACGGUGGAGCAACUCUUAAAGACGCUCUGCGGCGUCGCGGAGUACGACGAGCUCCCGGUGAGGCACAACGAAGACAAAGUCAACGCGGAGCUCGCGAUCAGGGUGAAAGAAGCCGGCGGGUUCGCCGUCGACGCGCGGCUCGCGGACGAUCCGCACACGAAGGCGAACCUUUUGUUCCAAGCGCACUUCCUUCGCGUGCCGCUGCCGAUGAGCGACUACGUCACGGACACCAAGUCGGUGCUCGACCAGGCGAUUCGAAUCAUUCAGGCGAUCAUCGACGUCGCGUCGGACGCGGGGUGGCUGCACACCGCGCUCAACGCGAUGCGUCUGAUGCAGAUGGUCAUGCAAGGGAGGUUCCUCACGGACUCGCCACUCACGACGCUGCCGCACGUGGACGCGGAGGUCGCGGGGAAGCUUCGUCGGGGGGGGGUGAAGUCUCUGCCGCAGUUCGUGACGCGCGCGAUCAAGGACCGCGCGGGCGCGAAGAAGGCGCUGUGCGCCGCCGGUUUGAGCGGCAGAACCGCGGAGGAGACCACGAACGUCGCGGCUCGGUAUCCGUCCGUGAUGAUGCGCGCGUCGUCUGUGAAAACUUCGCGCGCCAGCGCCGGCGGCGGAAAAGCGGACGAAGGCGUCGUCGAGGUGCACUUGAAGCGUUUACACGCGAGGGGCGGUAAAGACGGCGGAAACGGCGGCGGCGGUCGGUCCUCCGCGCCCAGGGCGGUGUGUCCGCUGUUCCCGAAGCUCAAAGAGGAAGGAUGGUGGCUCGUCUUGGGCGAUCGAAUCAGCGGCGAGCUCCUCGCGUUGCGACGCGUCGGGUUCGGCGGCGCGGCGAGCGCGAAGCUGACAUACGCGGCCCCGGACGCGCCGAUCGGCGGAGGUCGCGGCCCCGAGCUCGACCUCGUCGUGCACCUCGUGUCGGACUGUUACGUGGGGAUGGAUCAA